AUGGCACCUUCAGCUGUAGUCGAAACGUGGAGCUUGUAUGCGGUUGGGUCGCUCAUCAUCUUCUCGAGGAUAUUUGUUCGUUGGCGGAUGAUUGGUUUGAGGGGCUUCAAGCCGGAUGACUACAUAAUACUUUUGUCAUGGGUAACAUACACAGUCAUGACAGUGGCCGCGCACAUCGUCGGCGGCCUGGGUGACUUGCACGCCUUGACGCUCGAACAACGAAAGGCUCUUACCGACGAAGAAGCCGCGCCGUACAUCUACGGAACGCAAUGGUUCUGUGCGGGCGUGGCAACAUAUGUCCUGUUCAUCUGGACCCUCAAGUUCAACAUGCUGUUCCUCUAUCAGCGCGUCGUCCGGGGUCUGUGGGUCGAGAAGUUCAUCAAGCCGGUGAUGCUGCUUCUCGGUGCUACCUUUAUCGCCAUUUUCCUCAUCCUAUUCUGUGCAUGCCGUCCGUACAAUCGCAUGUGGGUUGUGUAUCCUGAUCAAGGAUCGAUCUGCAAGCCUCAGUCCUUCCUCAAUAUGGUGCCGGCUCUCAUCAUGAACAUUAUUACCGAUAUAUGUAUCAUGGCCAUCCCAACUCCUGUUGUUUUGCCACUUCAGACGACAUUGUGGAAACGAGUCGGCCUUCUCUUCCUCUUCAGCGCUGGACUCUUCAUCAUGAUUGCGGCGAUAUUGCGUGUGACCAUGGUUCUCGUAGAGAAAAAUGGUGCUACCGCUGCAAUUUGGUCUUGUCGUGAAGACUUCGUCGCCAUCGUUGUCGGACAAGCCAUCCUCGUCCGCCCAAUGUUUUCCGCUAAGUUUUGGUCCAGAGACUACGGAAGCCACAAUAAAGGAUACAAAUCAUCCGGCCCAUCCAAAAAUAGCGCGAACCUGGGAGCAUCGUUCGACAUGGGCGGUGCAAAGCGGAGCAAGAACAAAGACCCCUUCAGUGUCACUGUCGCACUGGCCACAGUGAAUGGAGACAACGAUUCCACUGAGGAGAUAAUGAACCAUCCUUCGGGUAGCCAUAGUGGUGCAGUUACGUCUACACGAACUGACUCACCAGGAUCGUCGCGAGACUUGGAAAGGGGCGUCUCAAAGCAUAGUAGGAACAUGGUCAUUCAUGUUAACAAGCAAAUCUACGUUGAAACCGCGGAGAGGAGUGGAAUGCCCAAGAGGGGCGUGGAGAAGUGGGAGGAUAGCUAUGAGCGCAUAUGA
Messenger RNA from Ilyonectria robusta, 1197 nucleotides. RefSeq lists its product as uncharacterized. The transcript has 4 exons. The record is from RefSeq and is a predicted model, not a curated record. NCBI's taxonomy places the organism in Eukaryota, Fungi, Ascomycota, Sordariomycetes, Hypocreales, Nectriaceae. The coding region runs from base 1 to 1197 and encodes 398 amino acids.